AUGGAUUCUAACGUUCCGUUAUACGAUUUGGAAUCCAUGUCAUGCACGGCACAACAUAGCAGUGCAUUAGCAGCUCUUCGUCUACUUAGAAGUUACAACCACUUUCUAGUACCUCCAGAUGUCCAUGGAGUUGUUCCACUACUAGCAUCUCUGCCGCAGACUCCCUGUCUGCCGGCGUACUGUCAGCAUCUACCAGUCAGAACACCGCUUCUAUCACCAGCAAGUUUGUCUGACGUCGAAAUCAGAAGACGUGGUGAGAAGAGGCCUAUUCCUGCGGAACUCAAAGAUGAGAAAUACUUCGAAAGAAGACGACGCAACAACCAAGCUGCGAAAAAAUCGAGAGACGCUAGAAGAGUUAGGGAAGAUCAGAUAGCAUGGCGUGCUUGCUACCUAGAACAAGAGAAUGCAUCUCUACGCGCGCACGUCGCCGCUCUCCGUCAGGAGGCGCUAGCGUUGCGCGCGCUUUUGUCACAACCUGCGCACGCGCAUUGCGUACUGGACACCUCACCUCAAGAAACUCGUAUUCAUAGUCAUUCGUGUACACUAGACUCACAGGGCGCACCUACUUCAACUACGGCUGAUUAA
Messenger RNA from Papilio xuthus (Asian swallowtail), 585 nucleotides. RefSeq names its product nuclear factor interleukin-3-regulated protein. NCBI's taxonomy places the organism in Eukaryota, Metazoa, Arthropoda, Insecta, Lepidoptera, Papilionidae. Gene Ontology annotation, biological process: regulation of transcription by RNA polymerase II. The record is from RefSeq and is a predicted model, not a curated record. The transcript is spliced from 4 exons. Gene Ontology annotation, molecular function: RNA polymerase II cis-regulatory region sequence-specific DNA binding; DNA-binding transcription factor activity, RNA polymerase II-specific. Gene Ontology annotation, cellular component: nucleus. The coding region runs from base 1 to 585 and encodes 194 amino acids.